GCCCCCCUGGCUGCGGGCGAGGAGCUCUCGGGGGUGUUCCAGAAGUUGAAAAAGGCCGAGUGUCACUUCAUCAACGGCACCGAGCAGGUGAGGUUCAUGGAGAGAUUCAUCUACAACCGGCAGCAGUACGUCCACUUUGACAGCGAUGUGGGGGUCUAUGUGGGGGACACCCCGUAUGGGGAGAUCCAAGCCAGGUACUGGAACAGCCAACAGGACUUGCUGGAGUACAGACGGGCUGCAGUGGACUGGUUGUGCCGGAAAAUCUACGAGGUGUCCACCCUGUUCACUGUGAACCGUAGAGUGCCCCCCAGCGUGUCCAUCUCGCUGGUGCCGUCGAGCUCCCAGCCCGGCCCCAGCCCCUGCUCUGCUCCGUGA
Messenger RNA from Empidonax traillii (willow flycatcher), 375 nucleotides. RefSeq names its product HLA class II histocompatibility antigen, DRB1-1 beta chain-like. Lineage: Eukaryota; Metazoa; Chordata; Aves; Passeriformes; Tyrannidae. Bases 97 to 375 code for a protein of 92 amino acids. Gene Ontology annotation, cellular component: membrane; MHC class II protein complex. The record is from RefSeq and is a predicted model, not a curated record. The transcript has 3 exons. Gene Ontology annotation, biological process: immune response; antigen processing and presentation.